CUGAGCGCGCACACAAGCGGAACAUCACUGUGGGGACAGCUGUAACCAGACGCGUAGUUCGUAGUAGGAGUCCGGGUUAUGAACGGAAGAAACCCCCCUCUAAAUCAGAAACCUGUUUUUAUUUUCCUUUUUUUUUCAGCUUCCACUGGUCCACUUGGUCUCAUUCACGACUUCUAAAUAAUUCCAACUGAAAAUGAGAAUUUUAGAAAAGUGUACGAAUUUUUUUUCUUACUUUUGCGUCUCAGCAACUCGAAUUAGACCUAAUAAGGGUUCAUUAUCAUUGAUGUUUCGCUCGAAUAUGGCUCAUCUCUGGGUCCAGUAAGAGAAUCCCACAGCGCCAGACGCGUCUGCGGCGGUGAAGACAAGUGGAGGGACUGGAAAACUUGCCUCUCUCCCUCUCUUUAAAGCGGAGCUAUAACAGGACAAAAGGAGCACCAUGGAGAGCUCCCUCAUGCUGCUGCUCUGCUGGACGGUGGUUUCAGGUGUGGCGAGAGCUCAGAAUGAUACGGAGCCGAUCGUCCUGGAGGGGAAAUGCCUGGUGGUGUGUGACUCCAACCCGGCUACGGACUGGAGAUCCUCAUCCUCCCCGCUCGGCAUCUCCGUGCGCGCCGCCAACUCCAAGGUUGCUUUCUCUGCAGUCCGAAGCAACAAUCAUGAACCGUCAGAAAUGAGCAACAAAACUAGAAUAAUCUACUUUGAUCAGGUGCUUGUCAAUAUAGGAAAUUACUUCACAUUUGAGUCUGUAUUUCUUUCUCCAAGAAAAGGAGUCUACAGUUUUAACUUCCACGUGAUUAAAGUCUACCAGAGCCAAACUAUACAGGUGAACUUGAUGCUAAAUGGAAAACCGGUCAUCUCUGCCUUUGCUGGCGACAAAGAUGUGACUCGUGAAGCUGCCACCAAUGGAGUUCUGCUUUUUCUCGAAAAAGAGGACAAAGUUUACCUUAAGCUGGAAAAAGGAAACCUAGUGGGCGGAUGGCAAUACUCAACAUUCUCUGGCUUUCUGGUUUUCCCUCUGUAAAAAGAAAAAAAAAGGAAAGACUAUUGUAAGUCUGCUGACUUAUUCAUAAUGUGUUUUCACAGUAUAAUCGAAACAUUUGCUGCUUCAUCUGCUGGAUUCAGCCUAAUGACUUACAAAAGACAAGAAUAAAUACAUCAAUACAUAGGAGGGAAGUAAGACUUUGGAAACUGAUCACAUUCUGGGGAGGAGUCUAGAUCUGAUUAAAGAAACCUGAAAUGUUUCCAAGCUCUACCAUGUUUUCCUGUCACUCAAGCAGCCCCAGAAGAACACUUUCACCAACAAGAAGCACCGUUCAAACUUUGAUUUGCUGAAUUUUGCCUUGGAUGCUGUGACUUUUUUUUUCUACAGAUAAUUUGCUUUUGUUGUUGUAAACAGUAAUUGCCUUUAUUAGCUGCAUUAACUGUUGUAAACAUGUGAAGAACAGGCUCAUGUUGAGAUCAGUAACACAUGAUACUCUGUUUUCGUGUUUGUGUGACCAAGAAAUUAUUUAACACUGGGUCCAAGACAUAAAUAAACUAAGCUACUUCUUA
Cyprinodon tularosa is the source of this 1548-nucleotide messenger RNA. It is a transcript of the gene cbln4, whose product is annotated as cerebellin 4 precursor. The coding region runs from base 437 to 1018 and encodes 193 amino acids. The record is from RefSeq and is a predicted model, not a curated record. NCBI's taxonomy places the organism in Eukaryota, Metazoa, Chordata, Actinopteri, Cyprinodontiformes, Cyprinodontidae. Gene Ontology annotation, molecular function: protein binding. The transcript has 3 exons.